Messenger RNA from Didymosphaeria variabile, 549 nucleotides. RefSeq lists its product as uncharacterized. Bases 1 to 549 code for a protein of 182 amino acids. NCBI's taxonomy places the organism in Eukaryota, Fungi, Ascomycota, Dothideomycetes, Pleosporales, Didymosphaeriaceae. The record is from RefSeq and is a predicted model, not a curated record. The transcript is spliced from 2 exons.
AUGGCCCGCUUCACAACAAACGACUACGGAACACCUGGCCCCGCCCGUGCAGACCGCACACUUCGUCCUCUCCUCCUUGCGAACCAUGCGCUACACUUCGCAUCCUCCGUCAUUGUCCUUGGCAUCUCCGGCUACUUCAUCGCCAAGUUCGAUGCCAACACCCACCUCCGCUACUGGAUCGGUGUAGCCGCCGUAGACACCUUCUUCUACCUCCCCUCCCUCUUCCUGCCCCUCGUCAAGACCUACAAAGGCUACCUCGCACCCCUGGCCCUCACCUUGAGCUACCUGUGGCUCAUCGCCUUUGUCUUUGCCAGCCAAGACUACGACUACAACGGUGGACAGAUGUUCAAUUCGCCGGCGGGCGUGGACAAGCCCGGACUAAAGAGGACGCUGGAGGCCUUUGCCUUUAUUGCUUUCUUCACGAGUCUUGUGGGCUUCUUCGCUGAGGCUAGGCUUUGGGAUGUUCAGCGCGUGACGGCGGCGCACGUUUCUGAGGCUGAUAAGCACGCUGCUGCUCCUGCGGAGGGCGCUGCACCUGCUACGGUCUAA